Molecule: messenger RNA, 286 nt
Organism: Scutellospora calospora
Lineage: Eukaryota; Fungi; Glomeromycota; Glomeromycetes; Diversisporales; Gigasporaceae
Source: the annotation of a GenBank genome assembly
CGAUGACCAAUUAAGUAACAACCUACCAAGUGAUAAUACUGCUGCUGAUGAUAUAAUUGCUAGAUCUAAUUGCUUUUACAUUGUUAGUGACAAAGAGAACAUAAAUAAUGAGGAGAAGAUUAAUGAAGAGGAUGAAGAGGAUAUUAACAAAGAGGAUGUAAGAGAUAUUAAUGAAAAGGAUGAAGAGAAUAUUAAUGAAGAGGAGGAUGAGGAUAUUAAUAGAGAAACAUCUAAUAUUAGAUCAAAAAAAAUUUUUACAGAAGAUCCUAUCUAUAAGCUUUUCUAG